GAAUCUGGGCUCCAUGGUCCAAACUCGAAAUUACUGAGGAAAUAUUUUAUUUUUUAUUAUUUUCUUUUAACAGUAUCAGAGAAGACGAUGAAGAAGAACCCAAUGAACAAUACAACAAUAAUAUCAUUUUCCCGCAAAUUCCUCUAUCUGAAUCACAACUUACAGGCUCUUUGCAACUUCACAUUUGUGAAAAAAAGCUGAGAAAUUUGAAUCAUUUCAGGGCCUCUUUUUGCUGUUUUCCAUCCAAAAGAUUUCGUAGAAAAUGGCGAUGAAGCCAUCAAAUAACAUUUGGAUUCGUCGCCAACAGUGCCCAUGUGGAGACUGGAAGUGUUACAUCAAGUAUGAAGGAGAUGAUCAGGUCUCUGUAAGCUCUCAGCAUGUAAAGACUGAAAUGAUACCAUCAUCUUCAUCAUCAUCAGAAGCUGUCUUCACUCCUUAUGUUGGUCAAAUUUUUAAAAGCGAUGAUGAUGCAUUUGAAUACUAUAGCAAUUUUGCUCGAAAGAAUGGAUUUUCAAUCAGAAAGGCACGCUCAACGGAAAGCCAAAGUUUAGGUAUAUAUAGACGAGAUUUUGUUUGUUACCGGUCAGGAUUUAAUCAGCCAAGAAAAAAGGCUAACGUGGAGCAUCCUAGGGAGCGAAAAUCAGUAAGAUGUGGAUGUGAUGCAAAGUUGUAUUUGACAAAGGAAAUUGUUGAUGGGGUUACGCAGUGGUAUGUAUCACAAUUUAGUAAUGUCCAUAAUCAUGAAUUAUUAGAAGAUGACCAAGUGCGACUACUUCCUGCAUACCGGAAAAUACAAGAGGCUGACCAAGAACGCAUUCUUUUGCUCUCAAAAGCUGGGUUUCCUGUGAAUCGAAUAGUAAAGGUGCUGGAGUUGGAAAAGGGUGUCCAACCUGGACACUUGCCCUUCAUAGAGAAAGAUGUCAGGAAUUUUGUUCGAACUUGUAAGAAGACAGUUCAAGAAAAUGAUGCUUUACUCAGUGAGAAGAGAGAGAAUGAUACACUGGAAUUUCUUGAGACCUGCAAGGCUAUGGCAGAGAGGGAUCCAGAUUUUAUUUAUGACUAUACAACAGAUGAAAAUGAGAAAGUCGAAAAUAUUGCAUGGUCAUAUGGCAAUUCUGUUCGGGCAUUUACAGUAUUUGGUGAUGUGGUUUCUUUUGACACCACAUAUCGUUCUAUCACUUAUGGAUUGCUCCUUGGAGUGUGGUUUGGUAUUGAUAGUCAUGGAAAGGCAAUUUUAUUUGGAUGUGUUCUACUACAAGAUGAGAGUUCUCAUUCAUUAUCUUGGGCUUUACAGACAUUUGUUCGAUUUAUGAGAGGAAGACAUCCACAGACUAUUCUAACCGAUAUAGAUUCUGGGCUCAGAGAUGCCAUAGUAAGCGAGUUGCCAAAUACUAAACAUGUUAUAUGUAUAUGGCAUGUUCUCUCCAAAAUAUCCAGUUGGUUUUCUUUGCCUCUUGGUUCAAAGUAUGCAGAUUUUAAAGCAGAGUUUGAUAUGUUGUGUCAUCUGGAGAGCAUAGAAGACUUUGAACAUCAAUGGAAUCUUUUGGUGGCUCGUUUUGGACUUGUUUCAGAUAAGCAUGUAGCAUUAUUGUAUUCAUAUAGAACAUUCUGGCCAUUUUCCUACAUUAGAAGUUACUUUGUGGCUCGUAUGGUGACUGCAGAGUUUUCACAAUCUUUAGAGUCAUUUUUUAAAAGAAUUUUGGGAACACAGACAUGUCUGCAAGCAUUUUUUGAGCAGGUUACUAAUGCUGCAAACUUUGGAAAUCAAACCAGAGAAAGCAUGCAGUAUUCACAUAUCAAAACAUGCAUGCCUAUUGAAGAACAUGCACGAACUGUUCUCACACCUUAUGCGUUCCAUGUUUUACAACAUGAAAUUGUACUGUCCAUGCAAUAUGAAACAACAGAAAUGGCAAGUGGAUCGCAUCUUGUGCGACAUUACAAGAAAAUGGAUGGAGAGUAUCUUGUGAUUUGGAUACCUGAUGAUGAACAAAUUCAUUGUUCCUGUAAGGAAUUUGAACAUUCUGGAAUAUUAUGCAGGCAUUCUCUUCGAGUGCUUUUAGUGAAGAACUACUUUCAACUCCCUGAUAGAUAUUUUCUGCUUCGUUGGCGGCUAGAAAGUUCCUUAGUUCCUUUUGAUGAACACAACUUGCAGGAUAGCAGCGUUGAUUAUGCUCAAGCAUUUCAUGCAUUAGCUUCAAAUCUAUUGACAGAGUCAUUAAUAUCCAAGGAGCGAUUUAGUUUUGUUCAUAGAGAACUUUCGGGGAUUCUUGAGCGUGUUAGAAGUAUGCCAGUAACUGAUGAAUACGCUUUGAAUUUGGCAGCUAACAAUGUCAGUGAAUCCUAGGUUUGUUAAUGCUGUAAAUGGUGGCUAAUAUAAAUGCUGCUAUUGGAGCCUUGUUCAUUCAAAGAUUCUGGGAUUUAUGGUGGAGGGAAAUGGAGUGUUAAAAAGUGCUCAAGACUAUUUAUCAACAUUGAUAAGCUCAGGCGUAAAAUAUUUGCAAACAAGAUGGUGAAGGGAAUUACACUUUUUUGUUUGUCAGUCCCCAAAAUCCAUCCUAGACUGCUGGACAGGUAUCACUAUUGUUAUACUGUAUUUACAUUCAACAUUUACAUGAUGUUGAAAAGGGUGAAAGGUUGGAAGUAGGUACUGGUCAUUAGUAGUGUAAAUUGUAAAAUGCAAAAAUAUUUUAGAUUAAGUUCCGUUGAACAAGUGAACUGGAUACCUCAAAUCUCAAUUGGAAUGUUAUUUAUUCA
Molecule: messenger RNA, 2754 nt
Organism: Ziziphus jujuba (common jujube)
Lineage: Eukaryota; Viridiplantae; Streptophyta; Magnoliopsida; Rosales; Rhamnaceae
Product: putative protein FAR1-RELATED SEQUENCE 10
Exons: 5
Coding region: 263-2344 (693 amino acids)
Biological process (GO): regulation of DNA-templated transcription
Molecular function (GO): zinc ion binding
Source: RefSeq, a predicted model, not a curated record